This is a messenger RNA of Peromyscus leucopus (white-footed mouse), 1382 nucleotides long. It is a transcript of the gene Ccdc121, whose product is annotated as coiled-coil domain containing 121. The record is from RefSeq and is a predicted model, not a curated record. The transcript is spliced from 3 exons. Bases 1 to 1290 code for a protein of 429 amino acids. Lineage: Eukaryota; Metazoa; Chordata; Mammalia; Rodentia; Cricetidae.
AUGGAGAGUUACACCUGCUGUGCACUGGGAUACGUGGGAGGGGCAAGGUCCUACUCCUCACGAGUGAGAGAAGACAUGGAAUCCCGAGGACAGGACAACCGAAUUUCAAAAUUCAGAAGCCCGAUAUCUGGGGAUAGAUCCAGUCAAUCUGUUAGGACUAAUUUGGUAGGUGAGACCAUGAUAUCAUGGGAUGUCAACUCUAACCAUGCGAAGUCCUAUCAUGUUGUCCCCAAAGUGAAGACACCUCUUGAAAAUGGUGCUCGCAGAAGGCAGAUACCUAGCACUAGUUUUUGGGCGAAUACCUCCAGUGAACACCAAAUUCACCCCGAUAAACGCAUGAAGUCUAGAACCAGGUUUGUCCCGAGUCCCAGAAGAUCUCCCCAACCGUCGAUGUAUCUCACUGUUCUAAAUGAAUUUUUCAAGUCGGAGGGGCUCACAAAACUGGAGAAUAAGGUAAAACGGCGGACAGUUGAGGCACUGGAGAAGCUGAGCAAGAACAUCGAAGAGACCCGGCGUCGGCAGGAGCUGCUGCUGCAGGACAGCAAGGCACUGCAACAGGAGACGCUCCACCUGGAGACUGAGAACAACUACUUCCUGAAGUUCCUAAGAAAGCGAAAUGACCUGUGCAAGAAGAAACAUGAGGACCUGUGGAAUCACUAUUUCCAGGAGUGCGGGGAGAUGAGACGGAGGAGACAGCAACUCGCAUCCAUGUUUGCCCAACAGAAUGCAGACCUUCAGAAGCAGCUCUUGCAUGGGAAGAGCACCCAGUUCCAGUUGAAGCGGCAGGUUCAGUCACUGAAGCAUAUGAAUGUAGUCAAGAAGGGCCAGGAGAUGAAAAUCCGGGCGUUACAGGAGGAGCUGGCGGACAUGAAAGCGGUGACCGCUAAAAGGGACCAAGAGGCAUUCUUGCAGUUCCUGCAGCGAAAGAUCCCCCUAGACAGAGAGAUGCAGGAACUCAAAUGCCUGCAGGUGGGACGGGGCAGAAGCAAGGAGGUUAAGAAUAAGGCCCGGGCCAUGGCAUCAACAGCCAAGAAGGUAAAUUCUGAGAUUUGCUCUAGUGUCUGCAGAGAGAAUCAGGAGUUACAAGAAGAAUUGGUGAGGCAGAUCCGGGAGUAUCACAAGCUAGAUUCUCUAAAGAGGCAGUUAGAGAACUGGAAAGAGAAGCUGAAGGAGGAGCAAUGGUACCAAGAAGCCUUAGUUAGGGGGAGACACCAGCUGAAGGCAGAGAGAGAGAGAAGUCAUGAUCAUGACCCUUGCCCGAAGAACGGGGUACCCCCGAGGCCAGACUGAAUCACAUCCUUUAUGCACCAAGUCAAGAAUAGAUCCGAGGUAAUUUAUUUAUUUGAAAUUAGAAUUGGAAAUAAACAACUAGGUUCUGGCAC